Molecule: messenger RNA, 1278 nt
Organism: Kluyveromyces lactis
Lineage: Eukaryota; Fungi; Ascomycota; Saccharomycetes; Saccharomycetales; Saccharomycetaceae
Gene: RBS1
Product: Rbs1p
Exons: 1
Coding region: 1-1278 (425 amino acids)
Biological process (GO): galactose metabolic process
Molecular function (GO): nucleic acid binding
Source: RefSeq, a predicted model, not a curated record
AUGGAAGAGCUUAAAGUUACGCCGGCAUUGCUGAUAGCGUUGUUUCAAAAACCUCAGGAUCGAGUGUUUUUGAUUGAUCUGGAGAAUAGCGUUCUAGAUUUUGUUGAAUCCUCAGCUUAUACUUAUCAAUUGAAACCAAUGAACUCUUAUUAUAGAUUACUGUCGCAUCAAGUAGCAGAAUACCAUGGUUUGCAACAUACAGUUUCGAAGGACAAUGAUAAAUGUGUGAUCGUCUAUAAACAGAAUGACUAUGAACCAAAUGCAAAUCUGAUCCUUCUCCAGGAAUUGGAACCACAGGUCAUGUACCAGUUUCCACCAGAGUAUUACGCCCUUGCUUCGAUGGCAGCAGCUAAUAAUCAGCAACAAUUGAUACACAAGACAAUAAGACAAAAGCCAAGACAGAGUAGUCAGCAUCAUACGCCAGUGUCAGCUCCUGAACACGUAUCGGAUAAUCAAACAACCAGAGACAAUGCACAGGUUACUGAUGAUAAAAGUGCUGAAGGGGUUUCACCUGCAGCAGCAGCUCUUCGUAUGUCUAUCAAGAAAAAAGUGAAGAUACUUAAACGGGAGGUGGAAACAGAUAGCGGACAAUCGAGGGAUUUAAGCCACGAAGCAACUACUUCAACAUCAAUAGAAAACACUUUGGAAGAAGAAAAGGGUGCAGGGUCAAAUAAAGAUUCGACGGUCAUAGAUUUAGAGGAACAGAGAAGAAUAAAAGAACAACAGUAUAAUGAAGAAAAAGAGAAGAUCUUCUCUGGUUCUCCAUCGUCCCUCACCCCAGUUUCCACCCCACCUGCGACACCUGUAACACUGAAUUCUGCAAGUGGAUCGAAUGGGGAAGCAGAUGAUUCUCCUCAGCCUCAUCAGUUCGAGACUUCCAGAUUUAAUCUAAACCAUCAAAACGAAAUGAAAUAUAUGAAGAAAACACAAUACCAGCAUAACAACAAGAGACAGAACUCACACAAUAACAGGUAUAACAAGCCAUUGAAUAGACAGCCUGUUAUGCAUCCAUAUUAUGGAGUGCCACCUCCGAUGGCACCAAUGAGACCAGAUUCUAUUCCGUUCGGAUAUCAGAUGGUAGCGCCAAUGGAGUAUAUGUACUACCCUAUAGGAGCUCCAAUGACUAACAAUCGAAUGAUGAUACCAGGACAACCAAUGUAUGCCAUGCCACCACCAGUAUUUCAACCUUAUGAGAAAAAGAACAGUGGUAAAAAUGACUCUAAUGGAUACAAAAAGAAUGGAAAACCCAUAAAUGAAGCACGUCAUUUUCGUUGCUGA